Molecule: messenger RNA, 3156 nt
Organism: Anopheles aquasalis
Lineage: Eukaryota; Metazoa; Arthropoda; Insecta; Diptera; Culicidae
Molecular function (GO): protein binding
Source: RefSeq, a predicted model, not a curated record
AUUGCUCGUGAAACGUGCGUGAGAACAGUCGACGCUCGUGAUAUUUAGAGGUGGUGUUAAGCGGAAAACCCCGAAGGAAAAUGUUGCUCCCAACGACGAAAUGCAAUACAAUGUGGCUCGUACUUUGUGUGAUACCAGUGCUUCUGCAAGCCGCGGAAGCCGCAAUCUACGAGUGCAAAAAUGAGAAACAUCUGGAUGAAAACUACUGUGUGUUCCGGAACGUGGAGUACGAUGGACGCAACGCUAUCGAGUUUAAGGUUCCGUCAUCAAAGGAGCUGCAUGUUGCCUUUUUCGACAGCAAAUUAAAGCACAUCCCGAAGGAAUUACUCGCUGCGUUCCCCGAAAUGCGUGCACUGUAUGUGGUCGACUGCAAUCUGACCAGCGUCGUAAUCCCGAAUAAACUGGAGCGUCUCUUCGCAUCCAACAAUAUCAUCUCCAAAGUGAUCGUCCAUCAGAGCGCGGCUACCACGAACAUGAUCGAACUGAUGCUCGACUCGAACCGCCUGCAGGAUAUCGCGAACAUUACUCGCCAUCUUAAGAAGCUGGAGAUACUGAACCUGAGUGGUAACGAGGAGCUCCCAAAAGAGAAGGGCAUCGAUCUAGGAAUCUUCCAGGGAAUGGCAAACUUGCGCUCCCUAACGCUGGCAGGUGUUGGCGCGAACUACGUGGAUAACGAUCGUGGCGUUAAAUUUCCGGAACUCACGCUGCUCGAUUUGUCCAACAAUGAUUUAACAACCUCAAACCUAGCCGUUAAGGUGUUUGCCUCAAUGCCCAAACUGGAGACCCUCCGGUUGGCCCACAAUAAGAUUACAUCGUUGGAGGUGAUGGAGUUGACGAGAAACAAUAAGGAGCUGAAGGAGAUUUACCUGGAGGGGAAUGAUUUUGCUUGCAGUUUCCAAACACUUUUGGUGAAACAUUUAGCAGAGUCUGGUGUUGACCUUCGGGUCCAGGGCAAGAAUGUCGAGUGCUUGCAGGGAUACAUGAAGCAGAAUGAUAUGUGCUGCCGGACUAGCCUGUUGGAUACAGUGACUAUUAUGGUGUCAAGCGAGAAUCCUAACGAUGGUGCUCCAACAAACCAAGAAGCGAAUGAUAAGGAGAGCCCAACCACAACUACCAUCAAGACCAGCGUGCGUACGACCACCGUGGGUACGACCAGCGGGCGUACGUCCACAACGCACGCACCUUCUGCAGGGGUAGCAAAGGGGGAAGACCGCAGCGACGGCUCCAGUGACGCCUCCACUCUCAUAUUGGGCAACAGUUUGACGAGCUGUCUUGUGCUGGCUAUUGCCAAGCUAAUCCUCUUCUAAGCGCCCCCAUCGACGUCAAUCUUCCAGUUCGCGCCACAGAAACACACCACCUGUUACCCAAGAAUGCUUCCGAAAAUGGGAAGUACUGUGGUAGGCCAUCCACCUUGCGUAAUGUUCACCUUUGUGGCACCGUCCAUAGCGAGAGUGGCUAACGGGGAUAACAUUGUGAAGGUCACAAUUGUGACACAAUAAUCCGGUUAAAAAAUAGGUCCUUUGGAAUCGCGAUACAUUUGAUAUUGCAAAAUGAUACCAAUAAUGUCUCUGGAUUUCAGAAGAAUCCCCGAGUAACUGCGACAGACAACAAAAUGGUGUGACAGGAACAGGCUCUUCCUGAAUCCCUAAUCGAUUACACAUUUCACAAGAAUGAAGGAAAAGAAACGAGCGAGCUUGUCUAGUUUUUGGUUUUCAAUUUGCGCAACGCAACUCUUUACCACUUUACAACCAAUUCUUUAGGUGAUAUAGCAGUAUAGGUGGGGUAGUGUCCGCGUCUGAAACCACCAGACCCUAAAACAUGCCAUAAGAUAGGAAGACAACGAAUGACGGAGAUCCAACAAUUGUAUGAAGAGAAUGGCGGUGCUAAAGCACCAACGGAGGCACGUUCUCAAUCCUUUGCUAACGUAACUGCAAGUUUACAGUAUUGGAAGCGGCAAUAUCGAAUGUAAAAAAACAAGUAUUCAAUAUUUCCGUAUUUAUUGACGUCUUGUACUAUCGCUAAUGCUGAUAUGUCGCUUGUUUAACCAUCAAUGUGUAGCUAUACCUUUUUAAGGAAAUUUUCCACCUAAAUUAUCAGCUAACAGUAGCCAUUUGUGAGGGAUAGACUGCAAUGACAUCCUAGCGGUAUGGUUCCUCCAGAGAGGUUCGAGAAGGAGUUUAACUAACAUAAAAUUAACUGCCAAUUGCAGCCGUAUACAUGAUAGAAAUUGGACGAAUGGUAGGAAAUAAAGAAUAAUGGAAGCAACGCAAGUCCAUGCCAGUUGAGCGACGGUGGUAAAGGCAGUCCAUUUAAGCUUUCUCUAAAUCUAAAUUAACACUAGUCAGCUACAGUAGCAGCGAUACAGCAGCGAUGGCAGAGAUAAGUAGAAGCAUAAAAUAUCAAAUAUUUGAUGAAGAAUAUCGAACGAUGCUGCUGGAAGUGGUGGUGAUAGUAAUGGUAUCAUAACGAUUUUUAGCAUACGACAACCCCAUUUUUGUAAUCAUAUUUUGUGGAACUGACCAGGAGGAAAUGGCAUCGGAAUGUGUCGCAGGAAUGAACCAAGUGAUAGAACGUGCAAGUGCUCUUAGUGGAAUAGACGGGGAAUGGGAACGAUGCGAAUAAAUACCAAAAACCGAACCAAACACUUACAACAAGUAACCCAACAUCUUCAAACCGCGCCAAAUACUAUCCCUCUAUGGUGGUGCCCUUUGCACGCAGGAAAAUGCUCCAAUUCUCACCACUGGUCACCCUCACUGACCCACCCCCCCGACCGGAUCGGUAGAAGAUCAAGCAAUUGCACGCGCAACACGACAUCCUGUAGCUUUGAAGCACUACCGCGACCACCGCGGAAUGUCUGUACCAUGCCAAAACCCACUUGUCCCCCUAUUCUUGUAGCAUGUAUGCAUCCAGUAACGCAUCCAGUGUUCAGACCCUUUCAGAUCCUGCUGCUUCAGCCGACAGGCUUUGUGUAGUGUAACGUGCCACUUAGCAUACGCGUACUUGGUACAUAUGAUGUCACCCCCAUUGAGUCGCUAAUUUUCGCGCAUUCGACAUUAAUAGUGGACACAUACACACAAACACAACCAACAAUUUAUCGAAAUUUUGCACUGUAUUUCAUGCUUUAUCGCGAUAGAAGUAAACGAUUUUAACAGUCUA